This is a messenger RNA of Trichoderma aggressivum f. europaeum, 2145 nucleotides long. RefSeq lists its product as uncharacterized. The coding region runs from base 1 to 2145 and encodes 714 amino acids. The transcript has a single exon. Gene Ontology annotation, cellular component: transcription preinitiation complex; nucleus. Gene Ontology annotation, molecular function: TBP-class protein binding; RNA polymerase II general transcription initiation factor activity. Gene Ontology annotation, biological process: transcription preinitiation complex assembly; transcription initiation at RNA polymerase II promoter. The record is from RefSeq and is a predicted model, not a curated record. Lineage: Eukaryota; Fungi; Ascomycota; Sordariomycetes; Hypocreales; Hypocreaceae.
AUGAACACCGCAGUUCCCAAUUAUCGCGAUCCUGCAUGGAGCUGGCCCUACGAAAAAUUUAAUUUCAAGCACAAGGACCUCUUUACCACUCUUCAUGACCGCUUCAAUACUCAAACGUUGCCUCUACAAGACCUACCGGAAUUCCACAGCGAUGUCUGCGAACUUGUUGAUGAAUGCGACACUGAGGAAGAGCUCUACUCGGCGCUAGAAAAACGCAAGGAGAAGCGUAUUAACCAGUUGAGAACGGCAUGGAGUGAUAUCAAGGCGAUUAUGUGGUACAAGCCCGCCCUCAUGGCCUGCAGGGUCUGCCACGAGGAUGACUAUAAAGAUACAGAGAGGCCACCGGGAUCACUAAACGACACAAAGUUGGAGCGUUUGGCUGCCUUUAGGAGAUACGCCCGGACCCCAUCGUUUGACAACAUUGUUGCCUUUUUCGAUGGCUACGCCAGAGAUGAACGCAAUGAACGCUCCGCAAAGUGGACGGGUAGAGGCCGACAACGGGGUAUAGAGGACGAUCCCUCCGCAGCCACUCCAGGCCCUACGGAGGCGGCCGAACAAGACAAGAAGCCAGAGCCGUCACGCAGAGCGUCUUCAGGAGCCCCGGGCGGCUCGCGGCCCACAUCGUCAAGCGGACGGCAUCAUGAGGCUCGGGAGGAUCUGAUGCAGGCGUACAAAGUGAUUGAUAGGCUUUGCGAGAUGAUUGAUGUGGAAGCCACUGUUGCCAAUGAAGCCAAGGAUCUAUUCAGACGCAUGGACGAGGAUAAGAUUACGCAAGACAAUCCCAAGGAAGCUGCCAUUGACGGCUGCAUGUUUCUUGCCUGUCAAUCACACAGAGUGGUCCGUACAGAUCGACUAAUCUUCGAAAAACUCGGUGCUGAGAGGAAAAAGGUUAGAAAAGUGGUUAAAGAAUUCUACGACUCUCAGACAAGGUUCCCACAUGCAGAAGGCGAGGACGCUACGCAAAAGCCUGUUCAAACGACCGUGAGAGACAGCACGAAUGAAGAAGACGCACAAGGAUCCCAACAAAAGAGGCGACAAGAGAGUGACGCCGAUAAGCCAGAGUCGUCACGCAAAGCAUCUCCAGGAACUCCCGGCGACAGAUCGCAACCCUUGUCGCCAACGGGACAGCAUUCUCAAGUGUAUAAGAAGAUUGAGGAGCUUUGCGAGAAAAUCAACGCGGGAGAGAUUGUUUCCAACGAAGCCAAGAACAUCUUCAGGCGCGUGCAUAAGCACCCGGUUCUGAAUGGCGAGUCCCAGGAGGAUACUUUAGACGCGUGCAUCCUUGAAGCCUGUCGAAGACACGACGCAGUCCAAAAGUUUAGGGAAGGCUUCUACCCUACCUAUACCGUUGUCCAAAAGCAGAAAGUUAUUCGACUGUCUUGGCACGUCGGCCGCCCCCCGUUACGGUUCCCGUUUGCAGAAGGCGAGAGUGAUGGAAACAGUGACGCGGAAAGGGGUGCUGCCAGUCGAGACAAGUCGAAGCGGGCUGAGAAGCGCAAAAGGCCAGACGAUUCAGAAGAUGAAGCAAGAGACAAGCGGCCCAGGACUGACCACGGUUCAGUGCCCGACUGUUUCCGGGUACCUGAUUCACCCAUUAGGAAGCCAUUCGAUGGGCGUGUGUAUGUGUAUGAUGCGCCACCAGAUCCAUGGUCAUCAGAUUCAUCAGAUUCAAGCUCGCGUGGCGUGUCUCCAGUUGCAGCGCCCCGUGACGAUGCUGAGGACACGGCCAACUGGCAAUGGCCCCGAAAGAAGACGCAAAUGCCAGCUCCAAGUGCGAGCGGCCAUUCACCUCCCAAUCAACAUCCGGGAGCUGCCGACGCCGGCCAAGCGCCUCCACGAGGAGAUGCUAAACAGCCUCCAGCCAAGGAUACUUUUGCCGACGCGGUGGAUUCGAAACGAUCCAAGGGCAAGUCUCGGGCCAACCACCGGCAACGAGUCGACAAGAGACGAUCAGGCAGGGAGCGGGAGACGCCGUCACCGCAGAAGCAGCCGCUUCAAAAGAACCGCCGAGAGCGGAAGGCUUCGCCCUCGGUUGAUCAAGUUGUGCGUUCCAGGCGGUCUUCCAGGCGGGAUACCAGGCAAAAGCUGUUGUUUCUUGACGAGGACGGCACCCCAUGCGUGGCUGAUUACGAACGGAAGAUGUAA